Molecule: messenger RNA, 999 nt
Organism: Leptinotarsa decemlineata (Colorado potato beetle)
Lineage: Eukaryota; Metazoa; Arthropoda; Insecta; Coleoptera; Chrysomelidae
Product: GATA zinc finger domain-containing protein 1
Biological process (GO): chromatin organization; regulation of DNA-templated transcription
Cellular component (GO): nucleus
Molecular function (GO): sequence-specific DNA binding
Source: RefSeq, a predicted model, not a curated record
UGAAAAGUGAAGUUUGACCUAGCCUCAAAUUUUGAUUUUUUUUGUAAUUUGAACAAUGAUAAUAUCAAUGAUAGCUAAAUAGGCCUUAAACUUUCUACUCAAUCCUGAAUCUCAAAAUGCCUCUGAGGGGACCAGUAGUCUGUUUAAAGUGCGGGGCUACUGAAUCGCCCCUUUGGACUAAUGCUGAAAAUUUGGGAGCAAUUUGCUUAGAUUGUGUGAAUGAAACCAAGAAUACUCUGAAGUCCGAACUAGAAGACGAAGAGGACGAUACAAAACCCAACAAGCGGAAACAGAGAACUACACGUUCGUACAAAACCAGAUUGAAUCCAUUCGCUGUUCCGAAAAGUUCAGUUCCGAAAGGCAAAGGGAGGAGAGGUUUGACGAAAAAGACUCCGGCCAAGGCGCCUGCUGCCGUGGCCACGACUGUCACUAGUGAAUAUGUUUUUUACAAGGGUAGUUACAUGCAAGUGGGAGAUAUUGUAUCAAUGGUUGACGAAGAAGGUGACUCUUUUUAUGCACAAAUCAAGGCAUUUAUGACUGAUCAGUAUUGCAAUAAAAGUGCUGUCAUUACAUGGCUACUUCCGACACAGGAAAGUCCUCCGCCUAAUGAAGAAUUUGACCCUGCCACAUAUAUUAUAGGUCCAGAAGAGGAUCUUUCUCGGAAUUUGGACUGCAUGGAAUUCGUAAUGCAUGCUCCAUCAGAUUACUACAAGUCGAAAACAACCCCUUACCCACCUGCAAAUCCACCAGGUGAACCAGGAUAUAUUUGGACCUCUUUAAAAUCAGUGCAAAAAAGUUCUGUUGAAGCAUAAAGGAACGUUUUUAAAAGAAACUAUCUAAAAUACCAUCCAUUUUGAUUGGUGUUAAUUAUUAAAUGCUUAUUAUUAUUAAUUAUCAUUAUUUAUUACCAAAACUUAUACUAUAAUUAACUAGAAACAAUGUAAAAUGUUUAAAAUUACUUUUUAUGUAUAACAUGAAUUAAAAGCUGGUGUUGAAUCA